UAUGCGCACAUCCUGACUAUAUUUCUACAUGACUGUGCGGGGCAGUAUUCGGAAUGAAGCUGCCAUCAUGUCAUCCACAGGCAAUGACACUGAUAUUGAAGAAUUCUUGGUCAACAUUAACUUGGGGCAGUAUCUUCCUAACUUUAAAGAAUAUGGCUAUAACAUUGUGACAGAUUGCGUGGGAAUAAAUAACAGCGUGCUUCAGCAAAUGGGAGUGUUGCCUACAGGGCACCGCAGAAGGAUUCUUAAGCAAUUAGACACCACUCUUUCAACAAUGCAAAGAAAUUCUCUUUUCCGUGAAAAUCUAAAAUUCAAAGACUUGAAAGGUUUGGAAGAGAAGCAAUAUCCGUCCUCGGAUCAGGAGUCUCCAAUAAGCAAUUCCAGUGUAGAUGAGACUAGCUUGAUACCUGCAACAUUGUCAGAACAACUUAAUAAAGCUUACAUUGAUAAAGAAAGGUUUGAACUUGCAGAGCAAAACUUAUUGGAGGCAAAUGAUGAUAGCUUUACAGAUUUGGAUUUUUCUAGUCUAUACCAGAAUUCAGACAGCAUACUAAAAGCUGUCAAUCCAAGUGGAAGUAUUAAGAUGAAUACUCAGCCAGAUACAUCACUGGAAGAAGCUGCUGCAUACCAAGCUGAUGAGCACUUGGCUUGCUGUUUGGCAUUUCAUGAUCCUCCUUCUUCAUUUGCUCAUUCAUGUGAGACAAAAUACAAUGAAAACAAACAUCUGAUGUUUGCAGUUGAGGAUGAUUUAUCUGAUAGUGAGCCAAAUUCUCCAUUCUUCAAGUUUAAAGGAGAAAUGAUAGACAAUGACUUAUAUUAUUCUUAUACGCAAAACUGCAUGAAAGUAUUUCCAAGAGCAAGCCGGUCUUUUAUAUUAAGGCAUCGACCUGUACCAGAAAUUCCUGAAUCAAGUAAAGUUCAAGCUUCAUCAAGUUCCCUUCAGAAAAGAAGAAAUGUGGAUCUUGUAAAUAUUUCUUACACUGGGAGGCAAAUUUCACAAAACAAAACUUUCACAGAAGAAAAGCCACCCAUCAUCUCUCCAUAUGGGGAAACCUUUAUUUGUGACAACUCUAAAGAUUCUGAAGAACUUCAUGGAAAUGAAUUCCUGGCUUGUGGAAAUAAAUUGGAUCUGGGAAUGAAUGAAGAGUAUUAUUCUUACAAGAAUCUAUGUUCCUUUAACAAUCAGGAAGAGAAGACAAAGAAAUUUACAAAAAAUGAAUCCCUGUCUCAGGAAAACAAGUUAUUAGCACCAGAAGAAUCUGAAAGUGAAUCUGUAUAUUCUAUUGUGGAACAAUGUUCUUUGCCUUUAAAGAAAAAGAAAAAUAAAGCCAAAACACACUCAGCUUCUUGUAGUAAGAUACAAAGUGGAGAUUCAGAUCGCUUGGUCAGUGAACAAAUGUGUUUUCGGCACUUUGAUGGAGAUCAAACUUCGACUGAAAAUGAAUCAAUAACACCAUAUGCUUGUUUUUAUGGACCAUCAGUAAAGAAGGUUAAAGCAGGAUGGCUGGAUAAAUUAUCCCCUCAAGGCAAAUGUGUGUUUCAGAAGCGCUGGGUUAAGUUUGAUGGAGACAGCAUUUCUUACUACAAUAAUGAAAAGGAAGUGUUCUCAAAGGGAAUAAUACUGCUCUCUGCUAUAGCAACAGUAAGAGUUCAUGGGGAGAAUAAAUUUGAAGUUGUCACAUCCCAUAGGACUUUUGUCUUCCGUGUGGAUAAAGAAGAAGAAAGGAAUGACUGGGUUAAUACGGUGCUCAAUGCCUUGAAAUCACAGUCUGAUAAUAACUCUCAGUCUCGAACUUCUGUCACCCCUGAGAAAAGUGGGUAUCUUGAGCUGAAAGGAUACAAAGCCAAAAUCUUUAUUCUACUUCAGGGGAAUACUGUAUGGAUCUGCAAAAAUGAGCAGGAUUUUAAGACAGGAUUUGGUAUCACUAUAAUCCCUAUGAACGUGGCAAAUGUAAAACAAGUGGAUCGGACUGCAAAGCAAUCUUUUGAAAUAAUUACUCCUUACAAAAGCUUUAGCUUUACAGCAGAGUCGGAAAGAGAGAAACAGGACUGGAUUGAAGCACUGCAGCAAUCGAUAGCAGAAACUCUGUCUGAUUAUGAAGUAGCUGAGAAGAUUUGGUUCAAUGAGUCCAACAGGAGCUGUGCUGACUGUAAAGCUCCCAGUCCUGACUGGGCAUCCAUCAAUCUCUGUGUUGUCAUUUGUAAGAAGUGCGCAGGGCAGCACAGAUCUUUAGGACCAAGAGAUUCGAAGGUCCGGAGUCUAAAAAUGGAUGCUAGCAUUUGGAGCAAUGAACUUAUUGAGCUCUUCAUCAUCAUUGGAAAUAAGAGGGCAAACAGUUUUUGGGCAGGAAAUCUUCCUCCAGAUGAAGAGCUGCAUAUGGAUGCCCCUGCAGAAAAAAGGGUAGCAUUCAUUACACAAAAAUACAAAGAGGGAAAAUUCAGGAAAGCACCUUUUCCCUACAAAACCAAGGAACAGUUGAAUAAGGCCCUGUGUGCUGCCGUGGUUAAACAAGAUGUGCUAGAAACUCUGAUGUUGCUGUUUAGUGGGGCUGAUGCUAUGUGUGCCACUGGAGACCCUGUUUACAGUACUCCAUACUUACUAGCCAAGAAAGCUGGACAAAGACUGCAAAUGGAAUUCCUGUACCAUAAUAAGUUCUCAGAUUUCCCAAACUAUGAUACUUGUUUUGAAAGUGGCUUCUCUGAAGAUUCCUCACAUUCCACCUUUCUUUGUGAAUUCUUAUACAAAGUUUCUUCUAAUACUGCUAAGGUUCUUACAGAGAAGAAAUUAAAAGAAGAUUGCAACAAAAGAUGGUGCACUUUGGAAAGUGGCUUUCUGAGCUACUAUGAAAAUGAUAAAACUACCACUCCUAAUGGUAUGAUUGACGUCAAUGAAGUUAUCUGUCUUGUACUGCACAAGUCAGGCUCCUUUUUAAAUAGAGGGGACAUCUUUACCUUUGAAAUCUACUUAAUGUCAGAACGUGUUUUUCUAUUUGGAGCUGAAACUGCAUAUUCACAAAGAAAAUGGACUUGGGCAAUAGCUAAGCAUUUUGUUCCUCCUGUGGCUGAAUGCUUAUUAGAGAGAGACUGUGACCUGAUUGGCCAGCUGUACUACAAAGAUUGCCAUAACCUGGAUCAGUGGAGAAAAGGCUGGUUUGCUAUAGAGAAGUCGAGCCUUUAUUUUUGUCUUGAAAUGGAGAAUGCUGAAGAAGACUCCAUAUAUCUAAGGAGGCUGCAAGAACUAACAAUCAGUACUGUGAUGCAAAAUGGAGAGAAAAUAGAUGUCCUGCUGCUCGUUGAAAAAGGAAGAACUCUGUACAUCCAUGGCCAUACGAAGCUGGAUUUCAUGGUCUGGUAUACUGCAAUUGAAAAAGCAGCAGGUACAGAUGGUAAUGCAUUACAAGAUCAGCAGCUCAGCAAAAAUGAUGUUCCUAUAAUAGUGAACAGCUGUAUAGCAUUUGUUACACAGUAUGGUUUAGGUAGCAAGCACAUCUACCUUAAGAAUGGUGAUUCUUCCAAUGUGGUUGAACUGCUGGAAAGCUUCAAAAAAGAUGCAAGGAGUGUUAAACUAAGAGCAGGAAAACAUCAGCUUGAAGAUGUGACUGAUGUGUUGAAGAGUUUUCUUUCUCAGAUAGAUGAUGCACUUCUCACUAAAGAACUUUACCCAUUCUGGAUCUCUGCGUUAGAUACACAGAAUGAAAAGGAACGUGUGAGGAAGUAUGGAGCUUUUAUUCGGACGCUUCCACCAGUCAAUAGGGCAACUUUGGCUGCUUUAAUUGAACAUCUUUACAGGGUGCAGAAGUGUUCUGAAACCAAUCAUAUGAACCCUCACAAUCUAGCCAUGGCGUUUUCCUCAUGCUUAUUUCAAACUAAGGGCCAAACUAGUGAAGAAGUCAAUGUAAUUGAAGAUCUAAUUAAAAAUUAUGUGCAACUUUUUGAUAUAAAUGAAGACCAGGUCAAACAAAUGGAUAUAGAGAACAGCUUUAUUACCAGGUGGAAAGACACUCAGGUUUCCCAGGCUGGAGAUUUGCUGAUUGAAGUUUACGUGGAAAGAAAGGAGCCAGACUGUAGUAUUAUAAUCAGAGUAUCACCUUUGAUGGAAGCAGAAGAAUUAACUAAUGAUGUUUUAGGAAUCAAAAAUAUUAUUCCCAGCAAAGAUGAUAUCUGGGCUACUUUUGAAGUACUUGAAAAUGGAGAACUAGAACGUCCUCUGCAUUAUACAGAGAAUGUACUAGAACAAGUUCUUCACUGGAGUUCACUACCAGAGCCUGGCACUGCAUAUCUGAUAAUAAAGAGAUUUCUAACAGCAGACAUGAUAAAACUCUACAGUGAGAAAAGUGAGAAAGGUAGCAUGAAAGCAGGCAAUCUGAAGUACAAAGAAGAACCAUCAAAACUACUGUCCGGAAACAAAUUUCAAGAGCGUUAUUUUGUGUUACGGGAAGGAAACUUGCUUCUUUAUAAGGAUAUGAAGGCUAGCAAACCUGAAAAAGUGUUGCCUGUCAAUUCCCUGAAGCUUUAUCUUGGCGUGAAAAAGAAAAUGAAGCCACCAACAAACUGGGGACUUGCAGUAUUUUCUGAAAAGCACCAGUGGUAUAUAUGUUGUGAUGGACAAGAUGCACAGAUGGAGUGGAUGAUCAGCAUUUUUACUGCACAGCAUGCUGAUACCUGGCCACCUGCUGGAAAAGCAAGAAAACAGUCUGUAACUAAAAGUCCAAAGAUCGGAGGCUUACCACUAAUUCCUAUUCAUCAGGAGAAGAACACUUGUAAAAUCAGAGGGAGUAUAGAAAAUGUAGAACUGCAAUCUGGGAAACCAAAAUUCAGUGAGCAUCAUGAAAAUGACUUUCUGGAAGAAAGAAAAAACUUGAAAGAAAAAGCAUCUAUUGUGGCACAGUGUUUGGAAUGGAAGGAGGAGAAAGUGCGAAAUCAUGCAAAAACACAUCGGAGCUUGAUCUCUGUUGAGGAUGUAGGUGCAGGAAUGACUGACCUACACCAAAACCGACAUAAGGCACUGAAGAAAAAUAAGAACAAACCAAACAAAACUGUUUCAGAAUUAGAUAACAAAUUACCAUCAAAUGUGAUUCAGGAACUAAAUACAGUGCUGCAGAAGCACAGAACACUUCAUGAUGAAACCUCCAGCUGAUUUCC
This is a messenger RNA of Haliaeetus leucocephalus (bald eagle), 5142 nucleotides long. It is a transcript of the gene ARAP2, whose product is annotated as ArfGAP with RhoGAP domain, ankyrin repeat and PH domain 2. NCBI's taxonomy places the organism in Eukaryota, Metazoa, Chordata, Aves, Accipitriformes, Accipitridae. Gene Ontology annotation, molecular function: phosphatidylinositol-3,4,5-trisphosphate binding; GTPase activator activity; protein binding. The record is from RefSeq and is a predicted model, not a curated record. Gene Ontology annotation, biological process: signal transduction; positive regulation of GTPase activity. The transcript has 32 exons. Bases 29 to 5137 code for a protein of 1702 amino acids.